Messenger RNA from Saccharomycodes ludwigii, 1575 nucleotides. RefSeq names its product pepsin-like aspartic protease. Gene Ontology annotation, molecular function: aspartic-type endopeptidase activity. NCBI's taxonomy places the organism in Eukaryota, Fungi, Ascomycota, Saccharomycetes, Saccharomycodales, Saccharomycodaceae. Gene Ontology annotation, biological process: proteolysis. The record is from RefSeq and is a predicted model, not a curated record. The transcript has a single exon. Bases 1 to 1575 code for a protein of 524 amino acids.
AUGAGUUAUUUUAAUAAAUGCAAGUUAUCACUGCUUUUUUCUCUAGAAAUUAUUUUUUUAUUUUCUUCUGUCGUUAAUGCUGUUGUUAUUCCAAAUAAAAAUGACAAAGUCGUUCACUUGAACUUAGAAAAAAGGGUUAAUACAGAUUUGUCUCCAAUUGAGGCUGCGUUAAGUGGUUCUAUUGAGCUUUAUGUUGAUUUAGAAAUUGGUACUCCUGAACAACAUGUGAGAGUUUUGUUUGAUACAGAAGCCGCUGACACUUGGGUUACCUCUCCAAGUAACCCCCUAUGCAAAAAUUCUACUGUUUGUGUAGAAUAUGGUACUUAUGAAGCUAAAAAUUCUUCUACUUAUAAGUUGAAUUCAACUUUGGGAGAUUUAAGAAUUGAUACUGAAGACUACUCACUUAAUGGUACUUGGGUCCAGGAUACCGUCAGAUUAGGUGAUUUAUCCGUUGAAAAUUUUGUUUUUGGGGUGGCCAAUGAGUCCGAUAUUCGUAAAGGUGUUUUAGGUGUUGGGUUUGAGUCUUUGGAAGUUUCUGGUAAUUCUGUAUAUCCAAAUUUUCCACAAGCCUUAAAAGAUGGUGGUUAUAUUAAUAAAAAAGCUUAUUCCUUAUUUACAAAUUCGUAUUGUGCUUCUGAAGGUAGUGUCAUAUUUGGUGCUGUUGAUGCUUCUAAAUAUACAGGUGAUCUAUACACACUUCCAUUAGUUAAUGGUAGUGAUUCUACAGAUUUCACUGUUGCAUUGCAAGGUUUGGGUGUUAUUACAGCUGCUGACGAAAAAGUUACUAUCAUUGAUACACCAACUGCUUUGGUGUUUGAUAAUACUGAAACUACUAGUACUUUCCCUACAGUAAUUGCAGACGCAAUUGCUGCCCUGGUUAAUGCCACUUACACUUCUGAUGGUAUUUAUCACUUAACUUGCCCAGAUGAAUCUGAUGCUUCUACAAUUGUUUUAGAUUUCGGAGGUGUCCAUAUUUACAUUCCAAUAAUCAGUUUUAUUGCUUAUGAUGACGAUGCUGAUGCUUGUUACUUAGGAUUUUUUCCACCAGAUGAUGAUGAUAAUCAGGUAACUAGUGUUUUAGGCGGUACUAUUUUGCAAGAUCUUUAUGUUGUUUAUGAUUUAGAAAGCUAUGAAAUCAGCAUCGCCCAUGCCAAUCUUGCAGGUGUUAAUGAGAGUGAUGUUCAAGUUAUCACAAGCACUAUUCCAGGUGCCACAAAGGUUCCUGGAUAUUCUAGUACUUCUGUUGCAACUAACUUUACUACUGGUGGCAAUAUCUUUACUUUAUCAAGUGAACCAAUAAAUCCAUGGCUAACUACUGAAAUCAGAGGCUGCAAUCAAGAUAACUGGAUCACAGUCAACGGGACAUAUACUACUGCGCCAGCAAAUGGUACUGCAACUUCUGGCUAUACUACCAUUAGUUCAAGCGACGCUACUUAUGUAACACCAACUUCUUCUAAUAGUGUGGCUAAUAGUUCCUCGACUGCUACCAUAACUUCUAAAGCUGGAGCUUCAUCUUUAAAAUUGGAAAAAAUGUUGUUUAGUACCAUUGUGUUUAUUGUUUCAAUUUUAUUCUAA